Messenger RNA from Aureobasidium subglaciale EXF-2481, 2738 nucleotides. RefSeq lists its product as uncharacterized. Gene Ontology annotation, cellular component: Golgi medial cisterna; Golgi trans cisterna; membrane. Bases 126 to 2657 code for a protein of 843 amino acids. The transcript has 6 exons. The record is from RefSeq and is a predicted model, not a curated record. Lineage: Eukaryota; Fungi; Ascomycota; Dothideomycetes; Dothideales; Saccotheciaceae.
GCACGCUACGUCAGCGCCUUCUAUUGCUGAUUGCUUGCCUACCUGAGCAUCCCGAUUUGUCGCUACAACGCAUACCUUGAUCUGAAGCGUCCGCCUGUCGAGAGACUCUUGUCUCGCGCUGCAUCAUGGGUGCUGUACAAAGCGACCUCAAAUCGACCAUCGUCCAGGCCUCGUCGCCGGACGUCGCUAUUCCAUCGACCCUGACCGACUUCUGGCAAACAUUUUGGCAGCGACCAGAAACCGCCGAACAUGUCUUCGAGACCAUCACCCCGUCAGACCUUCGCACCAUGCGCGACCACCCCAAAUCCUUCAAGAACUUCGAGACGUUGAUCCUGACUGUUUCUACACGCCUGAUACACCUCCGCCGUGAUGAGGACUCACUCUUCGCAAAAGACGCUGUUGCUUUCAUACGCGAGGCUCUGAAUUGUGUCCGCACCCUUACCCGAGUCCUGCCUUUUGUCUACGAAUGCGAUCGCUUGUGUGCGUGGGAGCAAUCUUUCUUUUGGGAGCCCACAGACGAUACCCGCCCGCCUGGAGUCUCCCGGAAUAUCUCUGGCGAAUCCGCCACGGCCGAGACUCUGCAUCAUUCUGAAGACAACUCUCGUCCCGAUACCUCUGCGUGUCUUGGAGAGGAACUCAUCGAUUCCCUGCUGGACUUGGCCUUUUGGUCAGGCUUCACCCUUCCCGUCAACAUGAAUGGCAGGAACGGUCCUACUUAUGGCUUUUGGCAAAGCGGUAUCGCCUAUGAGCGACGCUUGGAGACCAGUAAAGAGUUUGAGAGCCGAAGGACCGAGAUCAUGCAGCUUCUUCUGGUCUUGGAAAGCAAGUGCAUAUACAAGCCUGCCAAUGCUUUCACAACACUCGGAAGCGAGGCUGUAGAGUUCAUCUCUAACCAUCGUGAUCGCAAAAAGGUUCAGUACUUGUUGUGUUCGCUUCUAAACACAGUCCUGAAGUACCAGCCUGACGCUCGCUAUCUGUCGCCUUCACCUAGAGAAGUGCACGAAACCCAUGUGCGUACGUGUCUGCACUUUUUGCAGGUCAAUCUGUUGAACAGAUCGCCGUGGGUCGAGGGCUCUGCUCCACCCGACAACCGUUUCCGCGACCUCUUCUCCCAUCUCCACAAGGCAACACAUCUGCAGUUCUUAGCCGAUGGCAUCCUCAAGAUCCUACGGCAGCCGCUCGAAGCAAGCAGUAACGGCCUGAACAUUGUACAGAGGCCGCUUCUUUGGGCGCAUGAAAUCAUCCCGCUUCUAUGGGAGUCGCUGUACUCUAACAAGUACUUCCGCGCCUUCAUCUGCGAAACUGGUCGCCAAUUCGAGCUCACUGUCUUUCUUCUCUUCUACAUCUUGGACCCAAACAAGAAUGUGGAAGGAGUUCAACGAGUUAGUCUUUUGUGCGUACAGACGAUGAGUGAGAAUCCUGAUUAUGCAAUCUCUUUGAAUAAGCAGUUCGAUGGGCACGACAACCUUCCAUCUUUCAUGCAGAUCAAGAAUUUCCAUGGCUCUUAUGCCGACUACCUGUUCACUUGGCUCCUCACUCUUCUCAAACCCAAGAAGAAUGGCCAACUUGACGCCAUGGCAGCUGCUCUAGUUGGCAUCAUUGUUAAUGUGUCUCCAUACAUCUUCAAUCUCGGUCGAGCAACAAGCUUGAAGCUCAUACAAUUGGUGGAUCUCUACACACGAAACUCUCUGUCGACCAGCGUCGAGGUCAAUGCCAUGGUCCUGACCCACAUGGUCCGCGCAGUGAACUCGAUGCUGGAGGAGCACAAGCCAGGAGCAGAGAACGAAAAUCUACUCUGGGCUGUAUGGAAGUACGGAACAACGUUCGAGCAUCUAGCAGAUCUCAGGAUGGAAGUUGACUCGAACUUCAAGCAAAUUGUGGAACAGAUUCGUGAAAACGGUAUUGCGGAACCGACCCUUUGUCCCGAUGGCACUGUGCUGCACCCUUUGGUUGCUGCCAGUGACAUCGCUAACAUGGAUAAAGACAAGGCACCCCGACCACGUCUGGGUAGAGGACGUACAUGGCUAGAGCUUCGCGAUAUUUACAAUCCAGCAGCAUCUCCGACGAUGCUCCCGGUUGAUGAUGCGGCGCCACCUAGUGGUGAUGGUUCUGCCGAGAAACAGCCUUCAGUGUCUACAAGAGCCAUGGGCAAGCAACCAGAGAAGAGCAAAGAAUCGGCAGACUUCGAAGAAGAGAGGGCAAGAGCACUGACCUCUCCGUCUACAGACAUGGAUAUCGUUCGAGCGUGGCUUCCCCAAAUGCCUCUCCUCACAAUACUCUCGCUUUUCCUAGCUUUACAGGCUUGGACAGCUAAAUUGUUAGAAGAGAGAGGUAUGGAGACUAGCCAAGAAUCUGUGGAUGGCUUGGGUAUGGACGAAGUGCUACAGCCAGUGCGUAAUGUCGGCAGAAUCUGUGUGGAAACAACGACUCGAAACAUCCACACAUUCCCUAUGACAGCCCACUUUUCGGAAGCGUAUGCGGCCUUCUACUGGGGCCUGGUAGUUUCACAAGAUUUGCAACAUGCAUCGACAUCUGGAAGUGGUAUCUGGAGCAGCACCAACGUCAGACUGUUCAAAAUUCGGGCAGGAGAAGUUGUACCACCAAGCUUGUUGAGCCCCAAGGGGGCAGUGGAUGCUCUAGGGGAGAGUUUGGCAUAAAUAUAAGCAAUGAGGUGAACAAUCAUAUCAAGCAUUGUCGGAUGCACGGGUGAUACCCGGGUGUCAUUGGUUGGCGCAAUA